CUCACAAGCAGUGUAGACAUUUGGGGUGACAGUUAGCUCUUUAAUCUCUGCUGUGCAAGGCCAGUCUGUGCAGAGGGGUGCUCCUGCUGUGGGCUGCAGGGACCACUUCAACCAGGCUCAGCAUUUCCUGCACUGCCAGGGAACAUACUCAGAGCUCAACUCUGACACCAGAAGUCUCUUUUCCUUCAGGAGCUGCAUACUACUCUCCAGUUCCACCCACAUCGAUGUAAAUGCUGCAGAGGACACACUGCCAGAGGGUGAAAUACAAGCUCCCACAGAUACCAUAAAGUACUCUGCCUCUGCUCCCCCUGCAUUGUUAUUGCAGAAGAAAAUAAUAAAUAACAGAGCUUCACACACCACAUCAGUGCCUUCUACUGCUCCAGCCAUGGGUCAGUCCUCCUCUUCCACACCCCCUUAUACAAAGGGUGGUGAUUUGGCAUCCAGUUUUGAAAAGUUUUUUAAGGACUUCAAGCUGGAAAGCAAAAUCCUCUCUCAGGAAACCAUCACGUUGAUCGAAACACACCUGAAGGAGGGGAACAUUCAGAGAGUGAUUUCUGCAAUUAGUGACGCAUUGAGAGACAUUGACAAUGCCCCUCUGAACAUUGCUGUGACCGGGGAACCUGGGGCAGGGAAGUCCAGCUUAAUCAAUGCUCUGCGGGGGGUGGGGCAUGAGGAAGAAGAGGCUGCCCCCACCGGGGCAGUGGAGACAACCUUGGAGAGAAUCUCAUACAAACACCCGAAGGUUCCCAAUGUGAUAUUUUGGGAUCUGCCUGGUAUCAUGAGCAUUACCUUUCAGCCACAGAAGUAUCUGAAGAAAAUGAAAUUUAGUGAGUAUGAUUUCUUUAUUAUCAUCUCUGCUACACGCUUCAAAGAGAGUGAUGUGCAUCUGGCUACAGCAAUUAAAAAAAUGAAGAAGAAAUUCUACUUUGUCCGAUCUAAAGUGGACAGUGAUUUACAUAACGCACAAAGAACUAAACCCAGCACUUUCAAUAAGGAUGAAAUCCUGCAAAGGAUCCGCAAUGACUGUGUGGAUCAGUUGCAGAGAGCCAAUAUGAGUGACACGCAGAUCUUCUUAGUCUCCAGCCUUGAUUUGUCUGACUAUGAUUUCCAAAGCCUGGAGACCACCCUUCUGAGGGAGCUCCCAGCCCACAAGCGCCACAUCUUCAUGCAAUACCUGCCAAAUGUUACUGAGGCUGCCAUUGAUCGGAAGAGGGAUUCCCUGAGACAGAAGGUCUGGCUGGAGGCCCUGAAAGCUGGAGCAUCGGCUACCAUCCCUUUCAUGGGUUUGAUCAGCGAUAAAGAUGUAGAGAAGCUGGAACAGACUUUAACCCUCUACAGGUCUUACUUUGGGCUGGAUGAUGCAUCCCUGGAAAUCAUAGCCAAGGACUUGCACGUGUCAGUGGAGAAACUCAAGGCAAACCUUAGGUCUCCCCAUUUGCUAUCAAUUGAGAAGGAUGUUGAGUCAUUAGGGGAAAAACUGUUGAGAUAUGUGGAAAAACUCUGCUCUGUUAGUGGAGGACCCUUUGCCACUGGUGUUUACUUUAGGAAGAUUUUCUACCUGCAAAAUUAUUUCCUUGAGACUGUGGUGAGUGAUGCAAAAGUUCUUCUUAGAAAAGAAGAGAUUUUUAAGGACCCUGUGGACUCCGGGCAAGCCUGUUUACUUCAGAAUGCUGGGAAUGAAAAUGGGAAAAGUGAGGCAGCCAGCUCCUGAAUGAUUCUCAGUGUUGGCCUGGCACUGGUGCCUGGAAAGAUGACUUAGGACGUCCCUGAAACAAUCCAGACCCACUGCCCUCAAGGUGUAUCACAGACAUUUCCAUAAUACACUCUUGAACAAACCAUGAACUUAAUGACUGUUAUUUGACAGUGAGAACAAUCAGCUCUAAAGAAUCUUUUCAUUUGAUCCUUCCUGGGAAAAUGAAGGACAGGAAUCUGGAAUGUUAUACUUAGCAGAGAGAAUAUCUCUUUGUGUGAUGGUUACUACAUACUCAGCACUGGUUUUUCUACUGGCACAGGAGUAAAAAAUGGCUGUUCACACAGAUCUUCAGAAAUGAUUUUUUAAAUGAUUGCACACAUAGUCCAUUUUCUGGCAUUCCUGUUCUGUUGUGAAUGCAUAAAUUCUGAUCAUUAAUAGACUAUCAGUUAAUGUUGACUGAUAUCCUACUUGUCCUUUCUAGGGUUAUCAUUAUAUUUAAUAAACAUUAACUAUAGUGAAAUGAGCGUGUCACAGGAAAUGGAAGAGAAAUAUUAGCUAAGGAAAAAAUUUAUCUGCGGUACACUGUGAGAGGGAGAAAUGUAUAAGAUGGGAUAAUAGUCCAAGGGUUUGCAAAUUGUAGGUCUAGACACCCCUUGGUUGCUAGCAGUAUAUUUUGUGCCUGAAAAUAGAGGUUAGGGAAUAAGAGAAAAGAGGAUUGUCAUGAAUCUAAGUGGACAUUUUU
This is a messenger RNA of Ailuropoda melanoleuca (giant panda), 2435 nucleotides long. Its product is annotated as T-cell-specific guanine nucleotide triphosphate-binding protein 2-like. The record is from RefSeq and is a predicted model, not a curated record. The transcript has 4 exons. The coding region runs from base 386 to 1711 and encodes 441 amino acids. Gene Ontology annotation, cellular component: endoplasmic reticulum membrane. Lineage: Eukaryota; Metazoa; Chordata; Mammalia; Carnivora; Ursidae. Gene Ontology annotation, molecular function: GTP binding; GTPase activity. Gene Ontology annotation, biological process: cellular response to interferon-beta; innate immune response; autophagosome assembly.